This is a messenger RNA of Gymnogyps californianus (California condor), 993 nucleotides long. Its product is annotated as olfactory receptor 6-like. Gene Ontology annotation, biological process: G protein-coupled receptor signaling pathway. The record is from RefSeq and is a predicted model, not a curated record. Gene Ontology annotation, molecular function: G protein-coupled receptor activity; olfactory receptor activity. Bases 1 to 993 code for a protein of 330 amino acids. Gene Ontology annotation, cellular component: membrane. The transcript has a single exon. NCBI's taxonomy places the organism in Eukaryota, Metazoa, Chordata, Aves, Accipitriformes, Cathartidae.
AUGGGAGACAUGGAGGUGAGCAAUCACAGCAUGGUCAAAGAAUUCAUUCUCCUUGGAUUUCCCAUAGCUCCUCGCUUGCAGAUUCUGUUUUUUGCAAUAUUUCUCAUUGCAUAUCUCUUAGUUUUAGCAGAAAAUAUUAUCAUCAUCCUGACUGUCUGGACAAACUAUAACCUCCACUCCCCUAUGUAUUUCUUUCUGAGUAAUUUGUCCUUCCUGGAGAUCUGGUAUGUGACAGUCACGCUCCCCAGGACAAUGCUGAGCUUUGUGUCAGUGUCAAAGCAAAUCUCCUUCAUGGGAUGCAUGACACAGCUGUACUUCUUCCUCAGCCUGGGCAACACUGAGUGCCUUCUCCUGGCUGUCAUGGCAUAUGAUCGCUAUGUUGCAAUUUGCAAGCCUUUCCAUUACUCUACUAUCAUGAGACACACUGUCUGUGUCUACCUUACUAUGGGAUCUUGGUUGACUGGUUUCUUAAUUUCUGGAUGCAAAGUGUUUUUUAUCUCUCAGCUAACAUACUGUGGACCCAAUGUAAUCAACCAUUUCUUCUGUGAUGUUUCUCCUCUCUUGAACUUAGCCUGCACAGAUAUGGAAAGAGCUGCUUUUAUGGAUUUUGUGGCUGCCUUAUUUAUUCUCCUGAUGCCUCUCUCCAUAGUAAUCCUAUCCUAUACCUAUAUUAUCUUCACUGUCCUUCACAUUUCAUCCGUACAAGGUUGCCAAAAAGCCUUCUCCACCUGUGCCUCCCACCUUAUAGUGGUCAUUGUCUUCUAUGCGACAAGCAUUUUCAUCUAUGUGAGGCCCAAAACACUUCCAGUUCAUGACACAAACAAAAUUGUGUCUGCUCUCUACGCUGUUGUUGUUCCUCUCUUCAAUCCCAUCAUUUACUGCCUGAGGAACCAGGAAAUCAAGGAUGCUGUCCAAAAGAUCUUGUUCAGAAAGAGUUUCCUUGCAGAAACAUUAGCAGGUUUAAUGACAGAAAAGAAGAGAUUGUAUAGGUAA